Paramecium pentaurelia is the source of this 1994-nucleotide messenger RNA. NCBI's taxonomy places the organism in Eukaryota, Ciliophora, Oligohymenophorea, Peniculida, Parameciidae. The record is from the annotation of a GenBank genome assembly.
AAAUUAAUAAUGGCUUAAACUCCUGCUAUAGGUAUUGAUUUAGGAACAACCUACUCUUGUGUAGGUAUUUGGGUAAAUGAUAAAGUUGAAAUCAUCCCAAAUGAUUAAGGUAAUAGAACAACUCCCUCAUAUGUUGCAUUCACUGAUACUGAAAGACUUAUUGGUGAUGCCGCCAAAAACUAAGUUGCUAGAAAUCCAUAAAACACAGUUUUUGAUGCUAAAAGAUUAAUCGGAAGAAAAUUUGCUGAUUCUACAGUUCAAAAAGAUAUCAAAUUAUGGCCAUUCAAAGUUGAAGCUGGUGCUGAUGACAAACCAAUGAUUGUUGUUAAAUAUAAAGGAGAAAACAAAAAAUUCCACCCAGAAGAAAUCUCAUCAAUGGUCUUAACCAAAAUGAAGGAAACUGCUGAAGCUUAUUUGAGCAAAUAAGUCUCAAAGGCUGUUAUCACAGUUCCAGCUUAUUUCAAUGAUUCUUAAAGAUAAGCCACAAAAGAUGCUGGUGCCAUUGCUGGUAUGAAUGUUUUGAGAAUUAUUAAUGAACCAACUGCAGCUGCUAUUGCUUAUGGUUUAGAUAAGAAAGCUAAACAUGAAGAACACGUUCUCAUCUUUGAUUUAGGAGGUGGUACUUUUGAUGUCUCCUUAUUGGCUAUUGAAGAUGGUGUUUUUGAAGUCAAAGCUACUGCUGGUGAUACUCACUUGGGAGGUGAAGAUUUUGAUAACAAACUCGUCGAAUAUUGUUGUGCUGAAUUCUUAAAGAAGAAAGGAAUUGAUAUCAGAGGAAAUCCAAGAUCAUUGAGAAGACUUAGAACUCAAUGUGAAAGAGCAAAGAGAGUUCUCUCAUCUGCCAAUUAAACAACAAUUGAAGUUGAUGCUUUAGAUGCUAAUGAAGAUUUCAAUUGCACAAUCACAAGAGCUAAAUUUGAAGAAUUAUGCAUGAGCAUGUUCAAGGAAUGUAUCCCACCUGUUGAAAAGGUUCUUAAAGAUUCUGGUAUUUCCAAGAAUCAAAUUCACGAAGUUGUCUUAGUUGGAGGAUCAACAAGAAUUCCAAAAGUCUAAGAAUUAUUGAGAGAUUAUUUCAAUGGAAAAGAAUUGAACAAAUCAAUCAAUCCAGAUGAAGCUGUUGCUUAUGGUGCUGCUGUCUAAGCUGCUAUCUUAACAGGAUAAGGUAACGAAUAAGUUAAAGAUCUCUUAUUGUUGGAUGUCACCCCAUUGUCAUUAGGUAUUGAAACUGCUGGUGGUGUUAUGACUGUUUUGAUCCCAAGAAACACAACCAUCCCAACAAAGAAAUCAUAAACCUUCACAACAUAUGCUGAUAAUCAACCAGGUGUCUUAAUCUAAGUCUAUGAAGGUGAAAGAUAAAUGACAAAAGAUUGUCAUAAAUUGGGACAAUUCAAUUUAGAUGGUAUUGCCCCAGCUCCAAGAGGAGUUCCAUAAAUUGAAGUCUCAUUUGAUCUUGAUGAAAAUGGUAUCAUGAACAUCCAUGCUGAAGACAAAGCUACCAAGAAAUCAAAUAAGAUUACUAUUACAAAUGACAAGGGUAGAUUAUCUAAGGAUGAUAUUGAAAAAUUAGUUAAGGAAGCUGAAAAAUUCAAAGCUGAAGAUGAAAUCAUUAAAUCAAAGAUUGAAGCCAAAAACAGUCUUGAAUAAACAACUUAUUAAAUUAGAAAUACCAUGAAAGAUGAAAAAUUAAAAGACAAAUUCACAGCUGAUGAAAAAUCAAAACUUGAAUCAUUGAUUGAUGAAACAACUAAAUGGAUUGAUGCUAACCCAAAUGCUGAAACCAAUGACUACAAAAAUAAAUUAAAGGCUCUUGAAGAGGUCUUCCAUCCAAUCAUGUAAAGAGUUUAUCAAGCCACUGGAGGUGCUCCCCCAGGAGCUGAAGGAGCUGGAUUCCCAGGAGGUGCUGGAUUCCCAGGAGGUGCAGGAUUCCCAGGAGGUGCUGGAUUCCCAGGAGGUGCUGGUGGAUAAGGACCAACAGUCGAUUAAGUUGAUUGAUA